UGCCAAAAUAAUAGUCACAAAAAACAAAAAAUAAGCAUCAAAGAUCGAGGCACAAUUUUACUACGCCAAGCAAGCUAGCGAGCUUUCAGGGGUAUUCGUCACUCCAUCUUCGAGUUUCGUCAAUGCCUUUCUUCCUACUCCCUCAAUAAACUACUACCAACUCAUCUCAUCUCAUCUCCAUCUCGUCAACUCAUCUCUGAAAAAAAUGGGAACAGAGAACCACAGAUCGUCCGUUGAAAUAUCGGAACCCUUGCUUCACGAAUCAAAUCAGGAGAAACCCAUCGAAUUGGAUCUAGAAACGAUUCCGGAAUGGAAAGAUCAGAUCACGUUAAGGGGUUUAGUUGUGAGUGCUUUACUGGGAACACUUUUUUGUAUCAUCACCCACAAGCUCAAUCUCACCGUCGGGAUCAUCCCUUCGUUAAACGUCGCCGCCGGUUUGCUGGGGUUUUUCUUUGUCAAAUCAUGGACUACUUUCCUCGAUAAGUUGGGGUUUUUUGUCAAGCCGUUCACGAAGCAGGAGAACACUGUUAUUCAGACUUGCGUUGUUGCUUGCUAUGGCCUUGCUUUCAGCGGUGGAUUUGGGUCAUAUCUACUUUCAAUGGAUGAAAGAACAUACAAUUUGAUUGGUGCUGAUUACCCUGGAAAUCGGGCUGAAGAUGUUAAGAACCCGGGAUUAUUAUGGAUGAUGGGUUUCAUUUUUGUUGUCAGUUUUCUUGGCCUUUUCAGUCUUGUACCACUUCGCAAGGUGAUGGUAAUGGAUUAUAAACUUACAUACCCCAGUGGAACAGCCACAGCAAUGUUGAUAAAUAGUUUUCACACUACCACGGGGGCAGAGCUUGCAGGGAAACAGGUAAACUCUCUUGGCAAGUAUUUGAGCAUAAGUUUUGUGUGGAGUUUCUUUAAGUGGUUCUUCAGUGGUGUUGGGGAUUCAUGUGGUUUUGAUAAUUUUCCUAGUUUUGGCUUGCUGCUCUAUAAGAACACAUUUUACUUUGACUUUAGUCCAACUUAUGUUGGAUGUGGACUUAUUUGCCCUCACAUAGUCAACUGUUCGGUGCUUUUUGGAGCUAUUGUCUCAUGGGGAUUUCUUUGGCCGUACAUUACUACACGUGCAGGCGAUUGGUAUCCAGCUGAUCUUGGCACCAAUGACUUCAAAGGUCUCUACGGUUACAAGGUAUUUAUAGCUAUUUCCUUGAUUCUUGGAGAUGGUCUUUACAAUCUAGUAAAGAUAGUUGCUAUUUCCGUUAAGGCAAUAUGGAACAACACCACCAAACCACAAGAUCUCCCUACAACAAAACAGCUCCUAGAUUCCGAAAAAACCAAAGCACAACUAGAGGAACAAAAAAGAGACGCCGUGUUCCUAAAAGACAGUAUCCCAACAUGGUUGGCAGCCUCAGGCUACGUAGCCCUAGUCGCAAUAUCCAUGGCCACAAUGCCUUUAAUCUUCCCACCUCUAAAAUGGUACCUCGUCCUCGCCUCAUACAUCAUCGCCCCCGCCCUCGCCUUCUGCAACUCAUACGGAACCGGUCUCACAGACUGGAGCCUCGCGUCCACGUACGGCAAAAUCGGCCUCUUCAUCAUCGCGUCAAUCGUCGGAUCCGACGGCGGCGUCAUCGCCGGAUUAGCGGCGUGCGGCGUCAUGAUGUCGAUCGUCGCCACCGCCGCCGACCUAAUGCAAGAUUUCAAAACCGGUUACCUAACUUUAUCAUCGGCCAAAUCGAUGUUCGUGAGUCAGUUGGUUGGCACUGCAAUGGGGUGUGUGAUCGCGCCGUUGACUUUUUGGAUGUUUUGGAGCGCAUUUGAGAUCGGGACACCCGAUAGUCCGUAUAAAGCGCCGUACGCGGUUAUAUAUCGAGAAAUGGCGAUUCUUGGAGUGGAAGGGUUUUCGGAGCUUCCGAAACAUUGUUUGGCGUUGUGUUGUGGGUUUUUUGUGGCGGCGUUGGUUUUGAAUUUGGUUAGGGAUUGGAGUCCGGCGAAGGUGGCGCAGUUUGUUCCGAUUCCGAUGGCGAUGGCGGUGCCGUUUUAUAUCGGUGCGUAUUUUGCGAUUGAUAUGUUUGUUGGGACGGUGAUUUUGUUUGUGUGGGAAAGAGUGAAUAAGAAGGAUGCGGAGGAUUAUGCGGGUGCGGUUGCUUCCGGUUUGAUUUGUGGGGACGGGAUUUGGACGAUUCCGUCCGCGAUUCUCUCGAUUUUGAGGAUUGAUCCGCCAAUUUGUAUGUACUUUGGACCUUCGGUGAGCUCUUGAGGGGAAUCGUGUAACUUAGAUUUGUAAAUAUAAUCUUGGUUUCGGUUUUCAUUCGGUAUUUGAUUAUUGAAACUAAUUGUGUGUAUUGUUUCAUGAUUUCAUUGUUGUGUUGGCGCAUUGACAAUUUAUUUAACUGGUU
This is a messenger RNA of Lactuca virosa, 2378 nucleotides long. NCBI's taxonomy places the organism in Eukaryota, Viridiplantae, Streptophyta, Magnoliopsida, Asterales, Asteraceae. The record is from the annotation of a GenBank genome assembly.